UAAUGUUAAGCUAUGCUAUAGUUAUGUUAACCGUAUAAUAGCUAUAAUACUGUAGUAUUGAGUUGUAUAACACUCUGUGUAUGUAUUGAAUACAUUGAAUACAUUGAAUGCAUUGAAAAGCACUGCAAUUGUAUUGUAUUCAACACUAGAUUGUCAUCAAUGGUGCAGAAGUAGUGUUAAGACAAGCGUGUAUUGAAUGUGGGAUCAGAUGUCGAUUGUUUUGUCACCAUUUAAUUGUUAAGCAAAUAAUCGAUUUGAUUGUCACUUCAAUUGGUUUCCGUCUGUAAUCAGUUGUUGUCUUCUGUCAACUCUAUUAUCUAUUGAUUGAAUGUCUGUCCCCUCGACGGGGAUCACCAAUAGGUCCAGUCAUUGGGCGAAUAGCGAGCAAACAUUCAAAAGCGGUGACCGUUUCGGACAGAAAGACCACUCACGAGAGCCAAUCGGGUCUAACCUCUGAUUCUGACCACGACUUGAGUCACAAAGAUAUAUGCGUUCAAAGAAAGGUCAUCGAAGACAUCAACAAAGAUAUAUCUAAUAUUGACAUUAACGCCGACAAAGACAGGAAAGAGAAACCACUUGUAGAAAAAGCAGACGACAACCAAUUUUCCAACAAUUAUACUGACAUCACAACCGCACAAACAGAUCCAUCGAUUGAUAACAUAAAGUCUUUCAAAUCUAAUAAGACUAUUGUCAUCGACAGUACGGGUGAUCAACAACUGAAUCCAAUCAACACGACUGACGGCACACUAAACGCUAGCGACGCUAUGAAUCACGUGACACAAAAUGACAAAAGCAAUCAACUGUUGAGACAUAACGACAUUCAACAGAACGACGAAGAAAUGAUGGACACCGCCGGUGAUGACAAUACAGUCAGGACUGAUGAUAUUAUAACAUCACUUAAUAUUGAUGGCAACGACGAUAAAAACCGACACAAAGACGAAACAAAAUUACUUAACGGAGACUCCGGUGGCAAUCAGGACGAGGCCAUGGAUGAAGAGGAUGAGGCCCGAUCUGAAGCGACAUUUCGCUUUAAAAUUGAAAAUUUCAGUAAACUAAGGGAUACAACAUUGAGUCCACCCACUUAUGUUCGAAACCUUCCCUGGAAAAUAAUGGCAAUGCCCCGAACAAAUCAAGCACAUGAUCGACAACCCACCAAAAGUCUUGGUUUCUUUUUGCAGUGUAAUGGAGAGUCCGACUCAACAACCUGGUCUUGCAAUGCAACCGCUGAACUUAGGAUUAUCUCUCAGAAAGAGAGCAUUGAAAAUAUAUGUCGAAAAAUUCAACAUAUUUUUUAUAGUAAAGAAAACGAUUGGGGUUUUAGUCAUUUUUUGGGUUGGAAUGAUAUUCUUGACCCAGACAAAGGUCACAUUAAAGAUGACGCCGUCAUUCUUGAAGUUUGGGUCUCUGCCGACGCACCACAUGGUGUUAGUUGGGACAGUAAAAAACAUACGGGUUAUGUGGGGCUCAAGAAUCAGGGGGCGACCUGUUAUAUGAAUUCUUUGCUUCAAACAUUAUUUUUUACGAAUCAAUUGCGAAAAGCAGUCUAUCAAAUGCCCACUGAAAGCGACGACUCAUCCAAAAGUGUUGCUCUGGCUUUGCAACGAGUAUUCUAUGAAUUGCAGUUUUCCGAUAAACCCGUCGGUACUAAAAAGUUGACCAAAUCUUUCGGAUGGGAAACAUUAGAUUCAUUUAUGCAACACGACGUACAAGAAUUGUGUCGUGUUUUAGUCGAUAAUAUGGAAAGUAAAAUGAAGGGAACGUGUGUUGAGGGAACUAUUCCAAGACUUUUUGAGGGAAAAAUGAUCUCAUUUAUUCGCUGCAAACACGUUGACUGUUCGUCAUCAAGAAUUGAACCCUUUUAUGACAUCCAACUGAAUGUAAAGGGAAAGAAGAAUAUUUAUGAAUCAUUUAAAGACUAUAUAGCAGUUGAGUCAUUGGAAGGCGAGAACAAGUACGACGCCGGAGACUUUGGUCUUCAAGAAGCAGAAAAAGGCAUUACUUUUGAGUCGUUUCCUCCCGUUUUACACUUACAUCUGUUACGCUUUCAAUACGAUCCGUUAACCGACACUAACGUCAAAAUCAAUGAUAGAUUUGAAUUUCCAGAGAAACUUAAUUUAGAAGACUUUCUUCAAAAGGCAGAAACAACUCCCGCUAACUAUACAUUACACGCUGUUUUAGUCCAUUCUGGUGACAAUCAUGGCGGACAUUAUGUAGUAUUUAUUAAUCCAAAAGGUGAUGGAAAAUGGUGUAAAUUUGAUGACGAUGUAGUCUCCAGAUGUACUAAAAUGGAAGCCAUUGAUCACAAUUUUGGAGGAAAUGAUGAAGACGUGACUGUCAAGCAUUGCACCAACGCUUAUAUGUUGGUCUAUAUUAGAGAUAGUGUCAUAAACGAAGUCUUACAAAUGGUCACCGAAGAAGAUAUUCCGGAACAACUUAUUGAACGAUUACACGAAGAGAAACGUCAGGAAACUUUACGACGAAAAGAGCGAAACGAAGCGCAUCUCUUCAUGAAUAUUAAUGUUUUCACCGAAGACUCAUUUAUGGGCCAUAAAGGCAAUGACCUCUACGACCCCGAGAAAGCCAUUUAUAAAGUGUUUAAAGUUAGAAAACAAAACACACUGAGCGAAGCCAUUCAGUUAAUUGCUGAACAAAUGAAAUAUCCAUUGAAUUCAAUGAGGAUUUGGCCAAUUAUUUCGAGAGCCAAUGAAACACUGAGGCCAUCAUUACUUGAUUUUGACUCUGAAUGUAACCGACAGGUCAAUGAUGUUUGUGAGGGACAGAAUCCAUGGAAUAUAUUCCUUGAGUUGACUGAAUCCGAUUCAGACAUGCAAUCUUUGCCAUCAGUUGACAAAGAAAGUGAUGUCUUACUAUUUUUUAAAUUAUAUGAUCCAAAAAAUAAUUUCAUCAGUUAUUGUGGUCACGGACACCUACCAGCUGCUGCUAAAACUAGGGAUAUCAUACCUAUCCUUAAUAGCAAAGCAGGUUAUCCAUCUGACACACCUCUUGAGUUAUACGAAGAAGUAAAGCCUAAUUUGGUUGAACGCAUUGAAGAUUUAGACGCACCACUAAAUAAAGUUUUGGAUGAACUAAUGGACGGCGAUAUCAUAGUGUUUCAGAGGGCGGACUUUAAUUUGGGUCCCGAAUGUGAAUUACCGAAUGUUAAAGAAUACUUUAAGGAUUUAUUCUUUAGAGUUGAAGUGACUUUCUGUGAUAAGACUAAUCCAACUGAUGCCGGCUUUACAAUCGAGUUAUCCCUUAAAAUGAAUUACGAACAGAUUGCUAACGCCGUUGCUCAGAGACUCGGAACCGAUCCAUAUCUGAUCCAGUUUUUCAAAAAUCAGAGUUAUCGCGAUGGUCCGGGUGGUCCCUUACGGUGCAACUAUGACGGCACUCUUAAAGAUAUUCUCAUUUUCUAUAAGCCUCGACAACCAAAGAAAAUAUAUUAUCAACAGCUAACGAUAAGAAUCAAUGAAUUGGAGAACAAGAAGCCAUUCAAAUGUGUUUGGGUUAACUCGAAACUCAAAGAAGAGAAAGAGUUACAGUUAUAUCCAAAUAAAAACGGAACGGUUCACGACUUGUUAGAUGAGGCGAAAAAACAAAUUGAAUCCGUAGACGAUUGGUCGGGAAAGUUACGACUUCUAGAGGUCACGUCAUAUAAAAUUCAACAAAUUUUAGCCGAAGAUAUUCUUCUCGAGUGUUUGAAUCCAACCGGAAGUAAAAGCUAUAGAAUAGAAGAAACGCCUAAAGAUGAGAUCCGAAUGGAAACGGGAGAGUUCUUGGUUCCGGUGGCGCACUUCCAUAAAGAAGCCUAUCAGACAUUUGGUGUACCCUUUCUGCUCAAACUUAAGCACAAAGAGCCGUUCACUGCAGUUAAAGAUAGGAUUCAGAAGAAGUUAGAUAUUCCGGAAAAAGAAUUUGAAAAAUAUAAGUUUGCAUUAGUGACCGCCGGAAGGAUUCAAUACAUUAAUGAAGAUAAUGAAUAUGUUAUUAAUAAAGAAGACUUUCACGUUCACACUAUUAAUAGUCCAAUACAGACCAGUUCACCUCCAAAGCCGUGGUUAGGUUUGGAACACAUAAAUAAGGCGCCGAAGAGAUCGCGUUAUAAUUAUUUAGAGAAAGCUAUAAAAAUUCAUAAUUAAUCGACUAUUUUGUAUAAUUUAUCAAAAAAUAUAUUUUAUUUGUAUAUUUAACUAAUAGAAAAAAUCCGAAAACAACAUCUUUCGAGAUUUUGGGUCAAUUACUCAACAAUUA
Messenger RNA from Oppia nitens, 4251 nucleotides. RefSeq names its product ubiquitin carboxyl-terminal hydrolase 7-like (gene Usp7). Gene Ontology annotation, cellular component: cytosol; nucleus. The transcript has 19 exons. NCBI's taxonomy places the organism in Eukaryota, Metazoa, Arthropoda, Arachnida, Sarcoptiformes, Oppiidae. Bases 765 to 4139 code for a protein of 1124 amino acids. The record is from RefSeq and is a predicted model, not a curated record. Gene Ontology annotation, molecular function: cysteine-type endopeptidase activity; cysteine-type deubiquitinase activity; protein binding. Gene Ontology annotation, biological process: regulation of protein stability; protein deubiquitination.